Messenger RNA from Mauremys mutica (yellowpond turtle), 1552 nucleotides. RefSeq names its product chromosome 1 C21orf91 homolog (gene C1H21orf91). NCBI's taxonomy places the organism in Eukaryota, Metazoa, Chordata, Testudines, Geoemydidae. The coding region runs from base 534 to 1415 and encodes 293 amino acids. The record is from RefSeq and is a predicted model, not a curated record. The transcript has 7 exons.
GGCACCAGAACAGGUAUUUUGGCUCUGUGGGGGUGUGUGAAGAAUCUGUUCAAUACUGGAGGUCUCGAGAAAUGUAGCAACAGAGGAGGCAGAGGAGGAGGAUAUUGAACCAGACAUUGCUGAGGACAUCCUUAUUCCCCUAGACAGAGAUAGAUGAUCCUAGAGGGAGAUUAUGUUCAAAUGGAGACAUAAUUUCCAUAGCACUAUGAUGUGACACACUAGACUGUGAUAUCACGGUUGGCUAUAGUAGAACAAAAGGCUGGAAUAUGCUUGAGGGAGACCUUAAUGGAGCACAGAUAGUUUUGAUACUAUCAGAGGAAAAAAUGAAAUAAUUACAAAUGAAAUGGAACUGAUGAGCCCCUGCCGAUAUCAUGUCAAUGUGCACAUGAGCACAUAAGGAGCCAGGAGCACACUAACAUCAGGACUACAUUACAGCUUUGAAGCCUGUCACAUGAGGCAGUACUAUAAAGACAGGCACAGUCUACUUUAUAUUCUGUUGGUGCAGCUUGUGUUAUCAGUUUUCUAGGGGCACUAUGAAUGAAGAGCAGUUUGUUAACAUUGACUUGAAUGACGAUAAUGUUUGCAGCGUGUGUAAACUGGGAACAGAAAAAGAAACAUUCUCGUUUUGCCACGUCUGUUUUGAGUUAAAUAUUGAAGGGGUACCAAAGUCCAAUCUUCUACACACAAGAUCAUUAAGGGGGCACAGAGACUGCUUUGAAAAAUUCCAUUUAAUAGCAAAUCAGGACUGCCCUCGGUCAAAACUCUCCAAAAGUACCUAUGCAGAAGUAAAAAGUAUCUUGAGCAAAAAAAUUAACAGGAUUAUACAGUAUGCACAAAACAAAGAUUUGGAUUCUGAUUCAGACAGCACAAAAACUUCUCAACACCAGCUUUUUAACUUCAGACAUCAGACAGACAGAAAACUGCUUCCACAAUUUGACUCCCAAGUACCCAGGUACUCUGCAAAAUGGAUAGAUGGAAGUUCUGGGAGUAUCUCAAAGUGUUCACAAAGUAUUUUGGAACAAAAAGAAUCUACUGAUUUCAGACUUGAUAUGUUGCAAGAAACAGGAGCUACAUUCUGUUGCAAGAGUGUUUUAUGGUCUAGUUGCAACCAAGCACCGAAGACAGAAAAAGCUAAAAGUGAUUCAGAUGCCAAUGCCCAAAGACAACAUCCCCGAUACAGCAGGGACGAAUUGAAUAUGAUGACUCCUGAAGAGGUAGAGCAACUGAAUGAAAAACUCCUCAAGCAAAUCCAGGAUGUUUUUGAAGAGUUGACUCGGGAAGUGCAAGAAAAGGAUUCUUUGGCCUCAGAACUCAACGUCCGCCACAUUGCUAUUGAGCAGCUGCUUAAGAACUGUUCCAAAUUACCAUGUCUACAGGUGGGAAAAGCAGGAAUGAAAUCAAAUGUCCCCAUAUAAAUGGGAUGAGGAUCUUACUAGUAUUAACUUUCCUUAACAGUUCCAUUAAAUAAAGCUGCACAGACUUCUAAGAGCUUUUGGGGAAAUGAUGAACAAAAUUUUUCUUCAAACUUAAAUAAAACAAUUUGUAUGCAACA